This is a messenger RNA of Dendroctonus ponderosae (mountain pine beetle), 531 nucleotides long. RefSeq lists its product as uncharacterized. Lineage: Eukaryota; Metazoa; Arthropoda; Insecta; Coleoptera; Curculionidae. The record is from RefSeq and is a predicted model, not a curated record. Gene Ontology annotation, biological process: sleep; regulation of synaptic transmission, cholinergic; positive regulation of voltage-gated potassium channel activity. The coding region runs from base 118 to 486 and encodes 122 amino acids. The transcript has 3 exons.
CUAUCUAAUCUUUACAAACUCGGUCUGUAGGUCGAAUCUAUCAACAAAACAUACUUAAGGAAAAGUAUAUAAACAAAAAUUACAACAAGUAGGUACCGGUGUGUACUAUUUGAGAAAAUGACAGCCUUUACUCUUCCAGCCUUUGUUUUAGUAUUAGCCUAUGGAAUAUGCAGCGCAGCAUUGUCAUGUUAUCAAUGUGAAGGAUCGGAGUCGGAUUGUCCUGCAAAUCUAAACGACGCGGCAGUAGCGGACUUUAAAUUGAUUGAGUGCCAUGGAUUACUGGCUUCUAUAUGUACUAAAGUUUCAAUUCAACUAGCUAAUGGGAACAAUUACACGUCUCGAAAUUGUGGUCCAGCCAACAUUCAAACCAAUUCUUCUGAAACUUUUUGCGAAUUUAUCAAAUCUAUUUAUUCCCCACUGAUUUCAGAAAGUAUUCUUGAUGAAUUUUCUUGCGCUGCUUGUACUGAAUCGAAAUGUAAUGUUUAAAUGCCAUAUGGACUUUGUUAAAAUAAAGUAGAUUAUACAAUGUAA